Messenger RNA from Myotis myotis, 1278 nucleotides. It is a transcript of the gene WBP1, whose product is annotated as WW domain binding protein 1. Bases 250 to 1059 code for a protein of 269 amino acids. The transcript has 4 exons. Lineage: Eukaryota; Metazoa; Chordata; Mammalia; Chiroptera; Vespertilionidae. The record is from RefSeq and is a predicted model, not a curated record. Gene Ontology annotation, molecular function: WW domain binding.
UCACCAGCAAAAGCCUCCGAUCCGAUCCUAUUGGCCCGUUCGCCGGAGGGCGAUGCUGAUUGGUAGGACGGAGCAACCUGGCUCCUAGUUGGCAGAGCUCUCCCCGGAUGGGAGCUCCGGCCGCGGAGUGAUGGUGGCGGCAGCGGAGAUGGGCCGGGCAGGGACCAUGGCGGUGGCGGCAGAGGUGGCAGGGGCGGGGCGGCUGGCAGUAGAGGAGGCUGUAGUCUUCAGGGGGCUGUAGGUGGAGGCAUGGCUCGGGCCAGCAGCGGGAACGGCAGCGAGGAGGCCUGGGGGGCACUUCGGGUGCCGCAACAGCAGCUUCGAGAGGUUUGCCCAGGAGUGAACAACCAGCCCUACCUCUGUGAGAGUGGCCACUGCUGCGGGGAGACUGGCUGCUGCACCUACUACUAUGAGCUCUGGUGGUUCUGGCUGCUCUGGACUGUCCUCAUCCUCUUUAGCUGCUGUUGCGCCUUCCGUCAUCGACGAGCUAAACUCCGGCUGCAGCAACAGCAGCGGCAGCGUGAGAUCAACUUGUUGGCCUACCACGGGGCAUGCCAUGGGGCUGGCCCUGUUCCUACCAGUUCACUGCUUGACCUUCGCCUCCUCAGCGCCUUCAAACCCCCAGCCUAUGAGGAUGUGGUUCACCGCCCGGGCACACCACCACCUCCUUACACUGCGGUCCCAGGCUGCCCCUUGACUGCUUCCAGGGAAUGUACCUGCUGCUCCUCCACUUCUAGCUGCCCUGCCCACUUCGAGGGAACAAAUGUGGAAGGUGUUUCCUCCCACCAGAGUGCCCCCCCUCAUCAGGAGGGUGAGCCUGGGGCAGGGGUGAGCCCUGCCCCCACACCCCCCUCUUGCCGCUAUCGCCGCCUGACUGGUGACUCUGGCAUCGAGCUGUGCCCUUGUCCUGACUCCAGUGAGGGUGAGCCAGUCAAGGAGGCUAAGGCUAGUGCUAUUCAGCCAGAUCUGGGGGACUGUCCCCCGUGUACACUGUCCCUAGACCCCAUACCCCAAGUUUCUUCUAUGGGGCUGGCUACCAGUGAAGGGGGCAUCCCAUAAGCAGUUUGAGGAGGAUGGGUUGGUUGCUUGCCCACUAGAAACAGCCCUGGUUCCAACUCCUGGAGUUCUCGGCCUCUCCCUGCCUUCCUAGAAUCUGCCUGAAAGGGCUGGAGUCCUGGGACAGGGGCCAUGUUUGGGGGACUGUGCUAGCUCUACCCCCAGUGACAUACACAGGAGCCUUUGAUCUCAUUAAAGAGAUGUGAACCAGCUGCUUGUGGA